AUGUAUUCGUGUCUGGCAAUUGCUAACGUGCCCCGCAAUCAGGGUCUGGCUAAAGAGGAUGUCGACUUUGAUUCAACAUGGAACACACUAUCCAUCGCCUUCCAAGAGAUAUUUGCCAAAAACGCUUGCAAGCUCUCCUUCGAAGAACUCUUCCGCAAUGCAUACAAACUGGUCUUGAAAAAAAAGCAGGAUAUGCUGUACGAUAGAGUGGUACAGCUAAUAGAGACAUGGCUGCGGGAUAACGUUCGCAUGAAGAUAUACUCACUCAUAACGCCGACUCUCUUGGCUGAUCGCUCGGAUCAAAAUGCCACCAUUCAAUCUGAGGAGAGCAGAGUGGCCGGCGAGAGAUUUAUCAGAGCCCUGAAGGACGCCUUUGCCGACCAUCAACUCUGCACCGGCAUGAUUACCGAUGUUCUCAUGUAUAUGGAUCGCAUGUUUGCUCAAGAGCAGAAGAGACCCCCGACUUUUGCAGCUUCGAUGGCGUUGUUUCGAACCCAGGUACUCAACACUCCCUUGCAUGACGACCCGACGAUCACUGUGCUCUCUCUAUUAGAGACCGUUCUUCUUGACAUGAUCAGGAUGGAACGCAAAGGUGAAAUCAUUGAUCGACCGCUAGUUCGUGCCUGUUGCUACAUGCUGGAGGGCCUCUACGAAACAUUCACCGAAGACGAACCCAGCAAAGUCUACCUCACAUCAUUCGAACCCAAAUUCCUCCAAGCGAGCCGCGAAUUCUACGCCACCGAAGGUCAAACUUUGUUGGUUGAGGCUGACGCAAGUACCUUUUGUACGCACGCAAGGAAACGUUUGGCCGAAGAACAAGAGCGGUGCCAGCAGACUAUCUCCCAAAUUACGGAACAAAAAAUCAAGGCUGUGGUCGAAAGGGAGCUAAUUUCGGCACAUAUUCGCGAUGUUAUCAAUAUGGAGGGUACUGGAGUGCGGAAUAUGUUGGACAAUGACAAGGUCCAAGAUCUUGCCAAUGUUUUCGAGCUCGUUGCCAGAGUGGAUCCGCGGAAAACUGCGCUGAAGGACGUGGUCAAGAAGCGCGUGAUAGAGCUGGGGAUGGAGAUCAACAAGGCUGCCAAUGUGAUUGGCGAUGCCACGCCUGCUCCAAAAUCCGCCCAGAAAUCCGGUGCUGACGGCAAAGGCAUUCAACAGGAGAAGGCGCUGAGCCAACAGACCCAGGCCGCCAUCGUGUGGGCGGAGCAGAUCCUAGCCCUAAAGGCGAAGCUCGACAGGCUCUGGAUUGAAGCGUUCCAGAAAGAUACAAUACUGGAAAAAGGCCUGGAAAAUGCAUUCCAAGAUUUCAUCAACAUCAACGAGCGAAGCCCCGAGCAUCUGUCUCUUUUCCUUGACGAAUAUCUCAAACGGGGGGGAAAAGACAAGAGUGAUGCUGAGGUUGACACAAUUCUCGACAACGGUAUCUUACUUCUCCAGUACCUCGCGAACAAAGACACGUUCGAGACGUAUUAUAAGAGGCACAUGGCCAAGCGCCUCCUGAUGAAGAAGUCCGUCAGUCGAGAAAUGGAACGCCAAAUGCUUUCAAAGAUGAAGAUGAAGAUUGGCAACCAAUUCACCCAGAAGUUGGAGGGUCUGAUUAGAGAUACAGAGACAUCGGACGAUCUCAACAUGAAAUACAGAGAAUACGUCAACCAACUCGGCGACCCCGAUCCAAAACGCGUUGAGCUGGAUUGCAGGGUCUUGACUACCACUAUUUGGCCGUUUGAAACGCUUAGCAAAUCCGACGAUGACGGUACCAGAAACGAGUGCAAAUUUCCAGCUCCGGUCGAACAGGUACGACAGAGGUUUCAGAAGUUCUACCUUGAUAAGCAUACUGGUAGAAAAUUGACAUGGAUGCCCGGGCUGGGUGACGCUGACAUGAGAGCUACCUUCACAAAUGGCGGGAAGACGCGACGAUAUGAACUCCACGUCUCGACCUAUGCCAUGGUCAUUCUCAUGCUCUUCAAUGAUCUCCCACCGGGAGAUUGUCUUACUUUUGAGCAGAUUGCAGCCGAGACCAAUAUUCCCAAGCCUGAGCUCAUCCGCAACCUGCAAUCGCUGUCGUUGGUGAACAGGUGGAGAGUUCUCCGGAAAGAACCUGUGUCGAAAGAUAUCAAGCCCUUGGACAGAUUCUUUUUCAAUGAAGACUUCACCAGCCAGUUUCUCAAGAUCAAAGUGAGCGUAGUUGCUGGAGGUGGCGGCAACAGGGUUGAGAACCAGGAGGAACGCCGCGCGACCCAGAAGCGGACAGAAGAAGAGCGUGGGAUUGUCAUCGAGGCGGCAAUUGUUCGUAUCAUGAAGUCGCGCAAGAGUCUAUCGCAUUCCCAGCUUAUGACAGAGACUCUGGCUCAAAUCUCGUCGCGAUUCCAACCCGAUGUGAAUAUGAUCAAGAAAAAGAUCGAGGCUUUGAUAGAGAAGGAGUACUUAGAAAGGGGGCCUGAUCCAGCGAAACCUUCAUACAAAUAUCUGGCUUGA
This is a messenger RNA of Cladophialophora psammophila CBS 110553, 2472 nucleotides long. RefSeq names its product Cullin 3. NCBI's taxonomy places the organism in Eukaryota, Fungi, Ascomycota, Eurotiomycetes, Chaetothyriales, Herpotrichiellaceae. The record is from RefSeq and is a predicted model, not a curated record. Gene Ontology annotation, cellular component: Cul3-RING ubiquitin ligase complex. Gene Ontology annotation, biological process: ubiquitin-dependent protein catabolic process; protein ubiquitination. The transcript is spliced from 2 exons. The coding region runs from base 1 to 2472 and encodes 823 amino acids. Gene Ontology annotation, molecular function: ubiquitin protein ligase binding.